This is a messenger RNA of Lodderomyces pseudojiufengensis, 888 nucleotides long. RefSeq lists its product as uncharacterized. The record is from RefSeq and is a predicted model, not a curated record. The coding region runs from base 1 to 888 and encodes 295 amino acids. The transcript is spliced from 2 exons. NCBI's taxonomy places the organism in Eukaryota, Fungi, Ascomycota, Pichiomycetes, Serinales, Debaryomycetaceae.
AUGCACUCACCACAAAUACAAAAUUGGUUAUAUUUGACUACUACUAUACUAUCUUCAGUAUUUGUAAUAUUACCAAUUAGUUUUAUAACGUAUAAUAAAUAUUAUAAUACUUUAAUUCCAUUAUCAAAUUCACCUUUAAUAAAUUUAAGAUUUAAUGAGUUGGAAAAUGAAGGGAUGUUUUAUAAUUUGAGAGGUGAAAACAAUAAUAUAUUAGUUUCAAAUUUAAUAAGUACUACAAAUUUUGAAAAUUUCAAAUUUGAUGAUCAAUCUCCUUAUAUUUUCAAGAUCAAAUUAAAUUUAUAUUGUUCAAAAAGUUUACAACAUACAAAAUGUAUAAAUAAGGUGGAUUAUAUAUUCAAUUCAACUUUAAGAAAUUCAUUUAUCUUGGAUUGUGAUCCAGUUGCUGUAUAUUCAAAUAAAAAUCAAUUUAUACCGUACGGUGUUAAGAAUUAUAUACCUUCAACUAUGAUAAAUUUUCAAAAAAGUAAUGAAAUUGAAUUAUCAAUAUUUGAAGUUAUGGGUAAUCAAUUGAAUUCAGAGAAUAAUAAUUUAAAAGUGAUUGAAAAAGAUCAAAAUUUUAAUUACAAUAAACUAUAUUUAAAUAAUAUUGAAAAUUAUAUAAUUGAUGAUAAUGAAAGUUUUGCAUGGUUUGAAAUAAAAUGGACAGGAUUUAGAUAUUAUUUAGUUAAAUAUUAUUAUUUAUUUUAUGUUAUUGGAACUUUAAUAUUUUGGGUUAUUGGAAGUUCAACUUCAAUUUUAAUGGGAUAUUUUAUGUUAUAUAAAACAAUUCAAAAAAUGGAACAAAAAAGACAAGAAAAUAGAGAUAAAGAGAAUAUGGAAUUUGAUUUUAGAUAUAAAAGUCCAAUUAUUAAACAAGAACCAAUUUAA